This is a messenger RNA of Sphaerulina musiva SO2202, 246 nucleotides long. RefSeq lists its product as uncharacterized. The transcript is spliced from 3 exons. The record is from RefSeq and is a predicted model, not a curated record. The coding region runs from base 1 to 246 and encodes 81 amino acids. Lineage: Eukaryota; Fungi; Ascomycota; Dothideomycetes; Mycosphaerellales; Mycosphaerellaceae.
AUGUCCGAUGUCGAUCCGGAAGUCCUGAGAGCGUAUAGCCAGGCGCGCGCCAAAGAAACGGCCGAAGCUCUCAUGCAGCUGGAGACAAAACCCGAGCACGCCGCACAGGCAAAAGCAAUCUUGCAAGACGAUGGUGCGAAGCAGGUCGCGGAGCUCAAACAAGAAGACGCUGCUGCGACGUCGCAUAGACCCGAUGCUGGCACUGGGAGCACGGAACACGAUGAGAGCGCGGUGGAGGACAAAUGA